Molecule: messenger RNA, 1293 nt
Organism: Gekko japonicus
Lineage: Eukaryota; Metazoa; Chordata; Lepidosauria; Squamata; Gekkonidae
Gene: HTR6
Product: 5-hydroxytryptamine (serotonin) receptor 6, G protein-coupled
Exons: 3
Coding region: 1-1293 (430 amino acids)
Biological process (GO): chemical synaptic transmission; G protein-coupled receptor signaling pathway, coupled to cyclic nucleotide second messenger
Cellular component (GO): membrane; dendrite
Molecular function (GO): G protein-coupled serotonin receptor activity; neurotransmitter receptor activity
Source: RefSeq, a predicted model, not a curated record
AUGGAAGGAGUCGUCGGCAGCUCCAACGCCAGUGCGAUCGGGGACCGGUCUGUGCCGAGCGGCAGCGCCUGGGUGGCCGCCUUCCUCUGCUUCAUCAUCCUCCUGACCAUGCUAGGCAACUUCUCGCUCAUCCUCCUGAUCUUCACCCAGCGGUCCCUGAGGAACACCUCCAACUACUUCCUGGUCUCCCUCUUCAUGUCCGACCUGAUGGUGGGCUCGGUGGUCAUGCCCCCGGCCAUGCUGAACCAGCUCUACGGCCGCUGGCUGCUGGACGCUGUCUUCUGCUCCGUCUGGUUCUCCUUCGACGUGAUGUGCACCAGCGCCUCCAUCCUCAACCUCUGCGUCAUCAGCCUGGACCGCUACCUGCUGAUCAUCUCCCCGCUCAAGUACAAGCUCCGCAUGACCUCCUGCCGGGCCGUCUUGCUCAUCCUGGCCACCUGGACCUUGGCCGCCCUGGUGUCCUUCCUGCCCAUCAAGAUGGGCUGGCACGAGAUGGAGUUCGAUGCCCGGCCGCCCAACGCCACCGCCCGCCCGGAAGAGGAGCAGUGCCGCCUCCUGGUCAGCCUCCCCUAUGCCCUCAUCGCCUCCGGCCUGACCUUCUUCCUGCCUUCCAUCGCCAUCCUCUUCACCUACUGCCGCAUCCUCCUGGCCGCCAGGAAGCAGGCCCUGCAGGUGGCCUCCCUGACCAACAACGUGGCCAUCGAACCGGACGAGCCCACCCAGCAGGUCCACCGAGCUCACAGCCAGCCGACCGCCACAAACGACAACCGGAAAUUUGCCAACAAGCACAGCAAAAGGGCCUUGAAGGCCAGCCUCACCCUGGGCAUCCUGCUGGGCAUGUUUUUCGUGGCGUGGCUCCCCUUCUUUGUUUGCAACGUGGCACAGGCAGUCUGCAAUUGCAUCUCUGCGGACUUUUUCGACAUCCUCACCUGGCUGGGCUACUGCAACAGCACCAUGAACCCCAUCAUCUACCCGCUCUUCAUGAGGGACUUCAAGCGAGCCAUGGCCAAGUACCUGCCCUGCUGCCGGCGCUCCUGGGAACGCCGGCCCAGCCCCGUCUCCCUCUCCAUGAGGAACUCCAACAGCGGCCCUCGCCCGGGCAUCUCUCUCAAGAACGUCCUGACCUUGCAGGGGGACACGGACUCCGCCGACUCCAUCACCCAGGUCCACGAACACAACGGCCAGCGCCUGGGCUCCCUGCCGGCCAUGGGCACCGACUCGGUGAACCUUUUCGACUUGGAGCACAGGGAUCCCGACCUCCACGUCAACCAGCUGAACACGCCCAUGGACUGA